Molecule: messenger RNA, 255 nt
Organism: Hepatospora eriocheir
Lineage: Eukaryota; Fungi; Microsporidia; Hepatosporidae
Source: the annotation of a GenBank genome assembly
AUGGAAGAUAAACAAGUGAGUAAUAAAGCAUUGGGAUUAAUAGGAGAGGUAAAUAACACUUUUGAAUUCUUUCUGUUAGACACAGGAGCAACAGAUAAUUUUAUACAAGACGAGUUUAUUAAAGAAAUGGCAAUAGAACGAGUAAAAAGUUGUCAAAUGCAGUUAAGCGCAGCUUGUGGAGAUCAAAUUAUAAAUGAAUGGGUUAAUGUAAAGAUCAAAAUCGAUAAUAUUAUAACAAAAAAUUAUUUUUUAUAG